Molecule: messenger RNA, 867 nt
Organism: Thermothielavioides terrestris NRRL 8126
Lineage: Eukaryota; Fungi; Ascomycota; Sordariomycetes; Sordariales; Chaetomiaceae
Exons: 4
Coding region: 1-867 (288 amino acids)
Molecular function (GO): oxidoreductase activity
Source: RefSeq, a predicted model, not a curated record
AUGGGGCAUGACAUUGUCACAACGGUCAACUACUACGACGACCCUGGAGACGGCAGUCCGCCGUUGCCAGUCUACGUUGGGAGCACCCAGGUCACCAACAAGCGCCCGACGGUCCCGGUCACCGUUAAAGUGACAGACGUGUCCGGACAAGAAGCCAAUUCUACGCUUGACAACCACGGCUUCCAGUACCUCAACCACACGAGUGCCGAAAAGGGGUUCCACGAUGACGCUACUAUCCGGAGCCACUACUACCCCGAAUGCGAGCAGCUUCUGAAGGACGUCACCGGCGCCUCCCGCGUCAUCAUCUUCGGCCACCAAGUGCGCCGCGGCCCGGCGGACUGGCACCGCAUCAGCGCCAACAACACCCGCGUGCGGGGCCCGCUGCACCGAGCACACGUCGACCAGUCCUACGACGGCGCCGUGAUCCGCCUGCGCGAGCAGUUCCCUGACCCGGAAGAGGCUGCGGCCGUGAUGCAGCGGCGGUGGCAAAUCAUCAACAUCUGGCGCCCAAUCAAACCAAUCCAUCGCUCGCCGCUAGCCGUCGCGGACGCGACCUCGGUAGCCGAAGCCGACCUCGUGCCGGCGGCCAUCGUGUACCGCACCGGCACCGGCGCGGGCGAGCGGCGGCAGGAGUCGUGGACGGUGCGGCCCUCGGCAGCGCACCGCUGGUACUUCAAGCACGGGCAGCGGCCGGACGAGGUGCUGCUGCUCAAGUGCUUCGACAGCGUGGCGGACGGGCGGGUUGUCAAGGCCCGGCGGGCGGUGCACUGCGCGGUGGAAUAUCCCGGGGACGACGGGGACCAGGGUCAGCAGGAGGAGAAGGGGAACAGGGAGAGUGUGGAGGUGAGGUGUUUGGUUUUGUAUUAG